This is a messenger RNA of Venustampulla echinocandica, 1179 nucleotides long. Its product is annotated as (Trans)glycosidase. Lineage: Eukaryota; Fungi; Ascomycota; Leotiomycetes; Helotiales; Pleuroascaceae. Gene Ontology annotation, molecular function: hydrolase activity, hydrolyzing O-glycosyl compounds. The record is from RefSeq and is a predicted model, not a curated record. The coding region runs from base 1 to 1179 and encodes 392 amino acids. The transcript has 7 exons. Gene Ontology annotation, biological process: glucan catabolic process.
AUGGCCUUGUUAAAAGGUAUUACGGCUGUGGCGCUGCUUGCUGCGAGAGCGGCAGCAACGAUCUAUUAUGCCGGCGUGGCGGAGAGUAGCGGGGAGUUUGGCGCGUGGAGUGCAACCUCGACCGUUGGAACCGGACUCCCUGGCCGAUUUGGAGUCGAUUAUGCAUUCAUCGAGAAGAGUGCAGUUGAUGUCUUUGUUGAUCAGAAUAAGGUCAAUCUAUUCCGAGUUGCCUUCCUCCUCGAGCGAAUGUGCCCUCUAGACUAUGGCCUGGGCGCGAAGUUUAAUGAGACUCAUUAUGACUACUUUGCCGAUGCCGUAAAUUACAUUACUAAAACUAAAGGAGCGUAUUGUAUCCUUGACCCACACAACUACAUGAGAUACAACGACCCAUCUCAGCAACCCAUGACAGGCAGUGUCAUUGGAAAUACCGCAGAUCUAAAGGCGGCGACCACCGCACAGUUUGGAGAGUUUUGGGGGGAGUUGGCAGGGAGAUUCAAGGACAACGAGAAAGUUAUCUUUGGUCUGAUGAAUGAGCCACAUGAUAUGGAAACAAGUUUGGUACUUGCCAAUAAUCAGGCCGCAGUCGACGCAAUUAGAAAGGCGGGCGCGAACCAAUUGAUUCUGGCGCCAGGAAAUUCUUGGACUGGCGGACAUUCAUUCACACAGAGUUGGGAAGGCUACUCGCCCUCUUCCAGCGAAGCGUUACUUAACCUCAAGGAUCCUAUGAGUAACACUGCCAUUGAUAUCCAUGAGUACCUCGAUGUAGACUACUCAGGUUCACACACUGCCUGCAACCAGUCCGGCCCAGCCAACCUUGCGGCUGUAACCGCCUGGCUCAAAGAGAACUCGCUCAAGGCAAUGAUCACCGAAUUCGGUGGCUCCAAUGGUACGCAAUGCGCUGGAUACAUUAGUGAUCUCCUCCAGUAUAUGGAUGAUAACGAGGAGUAUAUUGGCUGGACUGCAUGGGCUGCUGGCCCCUUCUGGGGACCCAACAGUCCUUGCUGCACGGAUAGCAAACAGUGGGGCAGUUUGGAACCAGGAAGCAAGGCCAGUGAUGGCAGCCCUGGAUUGUAUGAUACAGUUUGGUUGAAGGUGAUGCAGGCGUUUGUACCCAAGUCACUGCAGUGGGAGGGGAUAAGCAGUGUUAAGGGGGGUGUUUUGAGUGCUAAGGGGUCAUGA